This is a messenger RNA of Coccomyxa subellipsoidea C-169, 3498 nucleotides long. RefSeq lists its product as hypothetical. The transcript is spliced from 17 exons. The record is from RefSeq and is a predicted model, not a curated record. Gene Ontology annotation, biological process: protein phosphorylation. Gene Ontology annotation, molecular function: protein kinase activity; protein binding; ATP binding. The coding region runs from base 1 to 3498 and encodes 1165 amino acids. NCBI's taxonomy places the organism in Eukaryota, Viridiplantae, Chlorophyta, Trebouxiophyceae, Coccomyxaceae.
AUGGCCGUUGUCGUCUUGCGUCUCAGCUUUAUCUGUUGGUGUGCAUGCCUCACGGCUGGCCAACCUCUCACAGAUGCCAAAGGCUACAGUGCAGAUCAGAAUGGGCUGAUUUUCAUGAGAAAUGCCAUAAAGAACUUUGGUAUCUACAUGCGGAGAGCACAGUGCACUGGGUGGAGUGAUAAGCCUGGUGCCAACGUGUGCAACUGGCCGGGGAUCACCUGUAUUGACAAGCAAGUCGUGGGCCUGCACUUUCUAAACAAUGGCUCCGUUCUUGUCGGUGAUAUUGGGGAGGUUUUGUAUGGGGCAUCGUUGUUGCCCAAGCUGAAGCGACUGGAUCUGUCAGGGCAGGCCUUCACUGGCACCCUGCCCAACAGCAGCCUCAGCAUGCCUAUCCUGGAGGAGCUGGACCUGGCCAAUAACUACAUAGAGGGGUCUUUGCCGGCGGAUUGGGGGCUGGAUGCUUCGUUUCCUCGGUUGCAGAAUCUCACCCUGUCUUUCAACCCAGACCUUGGGGGAACACUGCCAGCGUCCUGGGGCACGGAUGGCAGCAGUUUCAGGGCGCUGUCCAGGCUGGAGAUCAACAACUGCAAUGUUUCAGGGACCCUCCCGGCCGCAUGGGCGACUAACCUGCCAGCGCUGAAGGAUAUCAAUGUCUCCACCAAUGCGCUGUCAGGGACAUUGCCAGCAGCAUGGAGUACGCUGAAUCUCACAGGGCUGAAUCUUGAUCGAAAUAAUCUGAGAGACAAUGCCUUCUGCGGCCCUAUGCCCAACUACAAUGUCUUCAGCUGCGGCUACUUUCGGCGCGACUGUGUCAGGAGACAGGGAAUUGCACCGCAGUGCCCUGCACCUGCACCCGCACCCACUGUCCCUGCCCAGAUUCCCAUCCAGUCCGCAACCGGUGACAUGGCGACGCUGCUGCGGCUGAGGGCCACCUUCACAGACUUUGACAUGGUGUCGCGCACGGAGGACUCCCACUGGGACGCCAGCCUGCCCAUGUGCUCCUGGCAGGGCGUCACAUGCACGCCGCAGGGCUUUGUUCAAUCGCUCAAUUUCAGCAUCCCCGCGCGCGCUCCCCCUGUCCUGGCCCCCCUUGCGCAAGGCUACGACCACUCCAUUGUGCAUGCCAGCGUCGAGCUCCAACUUAAAGGGGAUGUGGGGGAGGUGUUGAAAGUGGUGUCGGCGCUACCGCAGCUGACCAAGCUGGACUUCUACAACCAGCUGCUCACGGGAACGCUGCCCGCCAACAUCAGCCUCCCCAAGCUUGUGGAGCUGCGCCUCAUCGCCAAUGACAUCUCGGGCACGCUGCCAAACAGCUGGGCGGACAAUGGGGCGUUCCCUGCGCUGCGAGCGCUGUACCUCAACAGGAACUGGCGCCUGAGCGGGCCGCUGCCGGCAGACUGGGGCUCCAAGACCAGCAGCCUGAACAAGCUGGAGGUGCUGGCGCUGCAGGGCUGCAACCUGACCGGCACGCUGCCAGUCUCCUGGUCCUCCAACAUGCCCCUGCUUAGCGUCCUCGACCUCAACUACAACUACCUCUCCGGUACGCUGCCGCCGGAGUGGGCGAACAUGGGCGCCAUGGCCUCCCUCAACAUUGUCGGCAACAACCUGCGCGGCACCCUGCCCUCUCAGUGGUCGGCCAAUGGGGCGCAGUCGUGGGCGUACCUGCAGGAGCUGCACCUGGACGCCAACCUGCUCAACGGCACGCUGCCGGCGUCCUGGGGCGACGGCAACUCGAUGUCCAACAUCCGCAACAUCACCCUCGUCUCCAACAACCUCAGUGGGCCUGUGCCAGCCUCCUGGGCGCUCGACGCAGCCGGCCGCGCCCACUUCCCAAACCUCCAAUCGCUCUACGUCCAGCCUGGCAACGAGGGACUUUGCGGGAUCGCACCGAAUGGCGUGUCGGUCUUCUCCAAGGCAGGCAGCGCGGACGCGGAGCAGGUCUACUCGCUGGGCAAGCCCUGCCCAGUGGACAUCACGUCAACCUCCACACAAUCGGCCGGCACCGGCGUGCGCGUGGAGGCGGCCAUCACCGGCGCAGUCCUGGGCGGCUGCUUCCUGAUCGUGCUUGUCGCUCUUGCGGCCUGGUACGGCGUCCGGCGCUUGCGGCAGCGGCGCACCCGGGGGAUGGACCAGGAGCUGUGGGGCAACCAGCCCCACAAGGCCUUCUCGCUGGACGACAAGGUGACUGCGCUGAUGCGGGUGGACGUGCCACCGCAUGACUCGGACAGCAUCAUACCGCCCAAAGCGCCGCACAGCUUUGUGCCCUUCUCGCGCGCCCCCUCCAGCAUGGCCGCCUCCUUCCCGGCCCGCUCCAACGGCGGCAGCCGUGUGUCCGGCAGCGGCCGCGCCUCUGGCAGCUACACUCCCAGAUCGGGGCAGUCCCGAUCGGGAGACACUCACAGCGGGCCGGGCAGUGGGCAGCACAGCGGGCAGUAUAGCGGGCACGGCGCGCCGGGCAGCGGGCUGCGGGACGGGGGCAGCAGUGGCUCGGUGGCGCUGAGCCAGCAGGGGGGCAGCACGGAGAACUACUCGCUGCCCUCCAUGCCCUGGAAGGACUGGGAGCUCAAUCUUGACGCCCUGCAGGUGGAGUUGAAUGAGGAUGGGACGGAGGUGGAGCUGGGGAAGGGGGCGUUUGGGGUGGUGGUGAAGGGCAGCUACCGCAUGGCGCCCGUGGCCAUCAAGCGGAUGCGCGACCAGUCGCCCGAGCAGCAGGUCGCCUUCCUCAAGGAGAUGGCCAUCCUGCGCGCCUGCCGCGGAUCCCGCUACGUCGUUCCCUUCGUCGGUGCCAGCCUCCAGCCGGGCAACACAAUCCUGGCGAUGGACUACAUGGACAACGGCAACCUGUGGGACGUGCUGCCGCGCGUGGCCAAGGACGGGCGCCUCAUCUUCCAGUGGAACAACCGCGGCAAGCGCGUUGCCUACGAAAUCGCCCUCGGCCUUCACUUCCUCCACGACCUUCGGGUGGCGCACCUGGACCUGAAGUCCAGCAAUGUGCUGAUAGCAGCGGACGGCACGGCCAAGAUCAGCGACGUGGGGCUGGCAGCACUGAUCAGCCGCUCCUACCUGAGCCAGAUGGCGCCGGCCGGCACAUGGGCCUGGGUGGCUCCCGAGGUCAUCCUGGGCGGCCGUGUGACGAUGAAGGCAGACAUCUUCAGCUUUGGAGUGGUGCUGGUGCCGGAGGAGGCGCCGCAGGAAAUAGCGGACCUGGUGUCGCGGUGCACGGGCGACGUGGAGGAGCGGCCGGACGCGCAGGAGUGCGCCGAGAUCAUCGCCCCCUUCGUGCGCACCGCCUCUCUCCGCACCAAUGCAUCACAGCCCCUUACGCCGGGGGCCGCCGUCGCUCCCCGCCGCGCCAGCAGCGGCGGCAGCGGUGGCGAAGCCGGGGGGAUUGCCCCUGGUGCCGGUAGCGGCAAUCGGACGGCAUCCGGCAGCAACGCGGGAUCAGCGGUCGAGAAACAGCCGUCAGGGGACGCGGUUUUGACCCCCGGCGCGCUCUGA